AUGACAAAAGAAGUGGAAGCAAAAGGAAACAAUAAUAUUGGUAUGUACUCAAACACAGAUUUAUAUCGUAAUUCUCAAACUAACUUUAUCUCAUCAACAGAUCAAUUUCAAAAUAUUUUAUCUGAUUUAUUCACAAUAUAUGAAAAUACCAAUUCAACAAUAAUAAAUGCAGAAUUAUUACCUUUUGAAUUUUAUGAAGAGGAUCCUACACAAAUUGUUUUUUCAAUAUCUCAAUAUCAAAAAUCAGGUGUUAAAACAACUAGUAUAAAACAAAAUUAUCAAUCUGGUCAAUAUGAUAAGUCUCCAUAUAAAUUAUAUCAUGACAUAACUGCAUUAUGUUCCAUAUACAUAUCCAAAUUCAAAAUUGGAACUCCAGAAUAUAAAGAAGUUGAUUUCUAUUAUAAAUUUCUGACUGAAUUAUUAUUAAGAGAAUUAGGAAAUAGAUUAAUAUUCAAUAACAGAAAAUUUAAAACCAGGGGUAUUAAAAAUGAUCUUGAACAACAAUUAGAAGAUGAUUUCAGUAAAAUAAUAACUACUUAUAAUGUAACAAAUGGUGAAAUAAUCUUAUAUAUUUCUAAGACUGAAGAAGUUGAACCACAACCAAACGUAGGAUAUUAUCAACAACAAAAUCAAUCUCCAGUAUAUAAAACUAGAAUCCAGCCUUUAUUUUCUUCAAUUAUUGAUAAAUCUCCAUUAGACAAUAACCAAACUAUAGUUAAAGAACCAUAUCAAAUUUCAAAAAUAAUACCAAUGAUUAAAGAUUCAAAAUUAAAUCAUACUUUUGAAAUGUUGUCAACUGUAAAUCCUAAAAUACCAUUACCAUUAGAUGCAAAUUCAAGUAUUUUACAUGAUUUUUUUCAUCCUACUUGGUAUACUAUAGUUAUGCCACAAUGGUUAAAUUAUAAAUCAAUAAAUAUAAAGCCAGCAAAUUCAUUACCUGAUCCAAGAAAACGAAAUGAAAAUGUUCCAAAAUUGGCUUUCUUUCAUCAAAAAAAUGAAUUAAGUACGGUUCCAACUGAUUCAUGGGGUCCAGGUAAUAAUUUUAGAUCAUUUGCUCCAAAUGUAGAUUCAAAGGGUGUAUUUAUUGGUAAAAAAUUACAUUCAGAUAUAUGGUUACAACAUAUAGGUAUUGAAGAAAUUGAAAAGUCGAAAAAAUUAUACAAUGGUGAAGAAAUUGAAGAAGAAAAAGAAGAAGAAGAAGAAGAAGAGGAAGAAGAAGAAGAAGAAGAAAAAAGUGAAUCUGAACUAAUAGAAGAAAAAUCAUUGGAAGAAGUUUCAAGUAUAUCAGAUGAUGGUCUUGAAUUAAAUGGAAUAAUUAAUAUUGCUAAUUUAAUUGAAUGGGAUCCUAUAAAAAUUGAACAAUUAUCAUUUUUAAAACAAUCAAAACAAGAUAUAUUAAAUCCAAAAAGAUUACAAAAAUUAAUAUCUGUAUUAUUACUUAAAUUGAAUAAAUUAAGACAGGUAAGAUAUUCAAAAAGUGAUAUAAGAAAUCCAAUGGCUCCAAACAUUGAAGAAGUCAAAAUUUACAAUAAGAUACAAAGAUUAAUUUACUUAGCUAUUGAAAUUUAUAAAAUUAAACCACAUCAAUUUUCAUAUGAAUUUAGUAAGAAGAUACCAGUUUUAGUUACUGAAUUUAAUGGAUCAUUACCAGGUGCAGCAAUGAGUAGAUUUCCAGCAACAACAACAAUCACAAAUUCAAGUUUUGUAAAAGCUAAUAGAUUACCAAAUUUGAAAACUACACCUAGUUAUAAUUUAAAAGUACGAAAAUCAAAUAGAUUAAACCAAUAA
Insectozyma verbasci is the source of this 1788-nucleotide messenger RNA. The record is from the annotation of a GenBank genome assembly. NCBI's taxonomy places the organism in Eukaryota, Fungi, Ascomycota, Pichiomycetes, Serinales, Debaryomycetaceae.